This is a messenger RNA of Symbiodinium sp. CCMP2592, 1188 nucleotides long. The record is from the annotation of a GenBank genome assembly. NCBI's taxonomy places the organism in Eukaryota, Dinophyceae, Suessiales, Symbiodiniaceae.
AUGGACAGAUCACGGAAGCCCCAGCCUACCGGUUUCCCGGCUUACGACCAGAAGUGGGAGAAUGCUGGAGAACCUCACAUUCGUGUGAUAAAGGAGGACCGACCAGCUGCCUUAACGGCCGAGGACCUGACGGCACGUGUUGCUCAGCAGUUUGUCAACACCUUGCGAAAAGCGGAGGCCAAGGUGACGAAAAUCACCAAAGAGCAGCAGGAACGAGCGCAGCAAUUCUCAGAAUACGAGAAGAAGCUGAUGGACUCCUACUCCGCGGAGAAGCAGCGACACCAGGACCACCUGGACAGGCUUGCCCGGGAGUUGGUCGAAGCCAAGCAGCUCCUGGCAGACUCCAAGCAAGCUGCGGCCCGCACGAUUUCAUCGGUGGCAGGCACGGGCCCCCAAGCUAUGGAGCUACAACAGGGUGCCAAUACUGCCAGCGAGGAUUGGCAAAAACUACUCCAGCGACAUGCAGCCCCACCGGAGGAACCGGAAGUGGACCAGGAGGCGCUGGCUUUUCUGCGGGCCUACAAGGCUGGUUGGAUCCCACCUCUCCCUGGUCAUGCACCAGAUUUUGGAAGUUCGCGCGGUCUAGAGGGCACAGGGGUGCCGCCUACUCAGAUGGGUCCUCCACCACAGAUGCCUACACCACCGCCGCCUUCGAUGACUACAGCUGGAACAACCGGGUCCCAGCAAGAGGCGGGACCGGUUUUGACUACUUAUGGUGCGGCUUCCCCCUCCUCGGCGAAUCUUCGCCCCACUCCCUAUCCUUCGACAUCUCCGGCACCGGCGAAGACGGCACAGACCGAGGCGGACGAACUCCAGUAUGCACGCAGCCCGGAGUCCAGACACGCGUCCGAGAACGCGCAGAUGCCUACUGCUAUGUCAACCGUGCCACACGACGCUGUGCGCACGAAGGUGCGAGAGGGUGUCAAGGAGUUCACCAAGCAGCCCCCAGCCACGUUGCCGACGCAAGGGCCCUCUUUGCAACAAAAGCUCGAGCAGCGCCGUGCAGCCGAGCAGGUUGGCACAGCUAUGCGGCCCUUUCGGCAGAAACCUCAGGAGGAAGGCCAAAGCCUUGGCCACCUUGCCUCCGGCGAUUCUGGACAGGCAGAUUCGAACGGGAAACCGCCUACUUUUGUCGACGACGAUCCCGACCAGCGAGCUCAUUCUCCCGGUUUUGCAGGAAUGGAGUGA